UCCGGCCAAUCCUGAAGGACGACGAGACAGGUGUUUGUGACGUCACGGACACUGCGCACGCAUUCCUAGGAUCCUUGCAGAGAUGGGUGAGGGGGAGCCGAGGGCUGAGGGGCGAGGAGAGAGCAGCGUAGCCCGGGGCCUUCGGGGCCGGACCCACUCCUAUUAAGCUUACUCAUAGGGGGAACGGGGGGAGGGGGUUGGGGUCUGUUAGACACAGCUGGGGUUUGGUAGAGACAGACAUUGAUCCGAGACUACCCAAUCCGUGCAUCGCUGUAGCCGGUAGAGCGGAGGUGCCUGCUUGUGCGUGUGCUUGGUUUAGCGGCAGUGCGGCUGUGUGCAUGUGUCUGUGCAGAGCAGAUUCAUUGUGUGGGGCCAGUGGGGCUGUUCCUCAGUCUGUGCGUGUAACAUAGGGUUGUUGUGGCGGGUGGGCUUGGGGUGUGACAGUUUUAGGGAGCCGGUCGGGAGGGGUGAGUGUAUCCGACACAUGGGGGGGAUCUGGGGCCACUUUUGCAGACUGGAUCGUGUUACACUCAGCCUGGCGUUCUUCUCUGGCACCGAGGAGGGUGUUGGGCAGGUAGCACUUGUGGUGGGUGUCGGACAGCAGCUAAUCCCCCACUUAAGCUGUGAGCCAGUGUAAGGUCCUUUAGCCGCCCCACCGGGAUUCUACUGAGCCAACUGUUCUGUCCCAUUCCUUGUUCCUUGGUUUAGGUUGUGCUUAGCGGCUUUGCAGUUGUUCGAUAUUGGAAGCAGCAGCAGCAGCACAUGUUACAAUUGGAUUUUAUUGGUAGGAGCGGUAAAGGCAUGUAAUAAGCAGUGCAGUUUAGCGCAGGUGUGUCUGCUGGCUGCGUAGGCUCUCACACUGGCUGAUCGGGGCCCUGGGCUUGGUGUGUGCAGCACAGACUGAGGCUCCCAGCUUCAGCACCAUCGGCUCCGGACAGCGCCCCAUGGAGCUUCCCAUUAGCUUCCUGUCAGACAGCAGCCGCCCUGUAGCCUCCUCGGAGCCGGGAGAACUGGCAGGUUUUGGGCGGGGGGAGCUCGAGUUUGAUGAGGAGCUGCUAUUUCUGGCCGCUGAAGGAGAGGGGCACCCUGAGGAAAUUGAGGGCCCGGAGGUCGGAGAGCAGUCAGAACUUCUGUGCAUUAUAAGGCAGAAGGAGAAGGAUCUGGUGCUGGCAGCCAGGCUGGGGAAGGCUCUGCUGGAGAGAAACCAGGACAUGAGCAGGCGCUAUGAGGAGAUGCAGAAGGAGAUGACUGACAGGCUGGAGCAUCUGGAACAAGAAAAACACGAAUUAAGGCGAAAACUGGAGAAUCGUGAGGGAGAGUGGGAAGGAAGGGUGUCAGAACUUGAGAGUGAUGUGAAGCAGCUACAAGAGGAGCUGGAGAAGCAGCAAGUGAAUUUAAGAGAAGCCGACCGGGAGAAAUUAUCUGCUGUCCAGGAACUGUCAGAACAAAACCAAAGACUCUUGGAACAGCUUAGCAGAGCUACAGAAAUGGAGAGGCAACUCUCCCAGCAGGCGACUGUACUUCAGGAAGAAUUCCGGGAGAAAAGUCUGUCUACAAGCCAGCAUGUUUCACAGUUGGAAAGUCUCUUAGCUGAGCAAAUCCUAGAAAUAAAGAUGCUUUCAGACCAUAAACGAGAACUGGAGCAACAACUGAGCACCAUCAUGGAGGAGAAUGAGCAGCUUCAGGGACUUGUGGAGGAACUGCACGACAAAGAGUUAAGCCUAAAUCAGCAGAGUUUUGAGAAGAACCUACAGUUAAGAGAUAGUCAGCUGGAGUUAGAAGAACUGCGCCUUUCUUAUCGGCAGCUGGAGGGGAAGCUGGAGGAGCUCCAAGAAGAGAAGAGCCUUCAGCAUAUGAACAGCACAAGCACCUCCCUUCUGUCUGAGAUUGAGCAAAGCAUAGAAGCAGAAGAACAGGAACAGGAAAGGGAGCAGCUGAGAUUGCAGCUCUGGGAAGCACAUUGCCAGGUCCGAUCUCUCUGCUGCCAGCUCAGAGGGAAUGAGAGUGCAGACUCUGCAGUCUCCACUGACUCUUCCAUGGACGAAUCGUCUGAAACCUCAUCUGCCAAAGACGUGCCAGCCGGCAGCCUACGCACAGCCCUGAGUGAACUGAAGAGCCUUAUAUUGAGCGUCCUAGAAACCUGUGACUCUGCUAGCUCAAGAAAAUGUGAAGAUGAUGGCUUAGAGGAACAGAUCAAACAAACUAGUGAAGACUCCAGGGCUCUACGGGAACUUUUACAGGGAGAACAAGUCAGAAUGAAGCAAACAUAUGAUGAACUGCAAGAGCUUCAUAAACAGGUAACUUUGCUCAGCGUUGAAAUGGCUGCACUCAAAGAAGAACGAGACCGCCUCCUAGUACUGACCCAGAAUAAUGAAACCCAAGAGCAGUUAAUGAAGGCUAUUAAGGACCGUGACGAAGCUAUAUCCAAAAAGACUGCGGUGGAACUGGAACUGGCGAAAUGUAGAAUUGAUGUGAUGUCCUUGAACACUCAACUAUUAGAUGCCAUUCAGCAAAAACUGAAUUUGUCUCAGCAGCUGGAGGCAUGGCAGGAUGACAUGCACAGAGUCAUUGACCAGCAAUUGAUGGACAAACAUCAGAAGGAAUGGAGCCAACCUACAUAUUCCUUCUCCAACAGCCACCAUGUAAAACAAUGCAGCAAGGCUGUCGCUAUGAACCAUGCAGAACGGCCAGGAGAAGAGUCCGUUGGGGCAGAAGGGAGGCGCCUUUUCUCAUUUCUAAAGAAAACGAAGUGUUAGUCUUUUUCUGACUUAGGAGAAAAGCAGAUCUUGAUGGGUCCUUGUGCUGCUUUCACAGCAAUGAAAUUGAAUAGCAGAGCUGGCUGUGCUGCUUUUAUACUCCUGCAGAAAAAGGAUGUUGGUGUUCUAAACCUUUGCCUGAAAGUGCAAUAAACAAAGUAAUGCUCAUAUGAUAUCUGAUAGGUAAAAGCUGUAUCUUAUAGCAGCAGAACAAGAAUUUAAGGCAGAGAAUGGCAAUGUUGUUUGGUUAGCUGGAUCAAAUGCUAGGGGAACACCUGAGUGAAAUACAAGCUGGAUGCAGACAUUGACAGCAACUACUAGAAUAGAAUGUGGUUUCACACACCCCUCAAGUAUAGCAUUUGGUUCCAAUUUGAUGUAUUUUCGAUUUUAGAGAUCAAAAUGCUUUUGUUAAGAGGAUUUUCUGUGAAUAUUUUGCACUUUGCGCUACCUGUUUCUAGUCACUGCUUCCUUUGUUACACUAGCAGCAGAAAUUCCAGGUUUAAAAAUGUCCCAAGCUGCUUGGGUUGCAGGGAACAGAGUCCUACCUCUGGUCUUCCAGACAGAGCACAGUGGAACCAUAGAAACCUGUUCCUUCCAGUCCAUGUACUGACAAAUGCUCUGUGUAUAUAGACAUUUUCUAAUGAAUACAGAUGUUUUCUAAUAUAUAUAUAUAUAUAUAUAUAUAUACAGAAAAAAAUCCUAUUUUAGUACAGAUUAUGCUUUCUAUUGUAAAGCCACCGAAUAAAAUAUUUAUAUGAA
This is a messenger RNA of Xenopus laevis (African clawed frog), 3515 nucleotides long. It is a transcript of the gene bicdl1.L, whose product is annotated as BICD family like cargo adaptor 1L homeolog. Gene Ontology annotation, biological process: vesicle transport along microtubule; Golgi to secretory granule transport. The transcript has 11 exons. The coding region runs from base 945 to 2756 and encodes 603 amino acids. The record is from RefSeq and is a predicted model, not a curated record. Lineage: Eukaryota; Metazoa; Chordata; Amphibia; Anura; Pipidae.